AGCUAGCUAGUAGCUUCUGCCUGGUAGCUCCUAGGAAGCCAGUUAUUACCCAUUUCUAUUUGAGUGUUGUCCUUGUUACAAAGCUGUAGCCACCAUACCGUAUUAUAUAUUUCUUAGAGGGGCAGGUUUCGUUCCGAUUAAGAUAUCCCUGCCGGUUGGAUACCCUUGUUGGAUAUUCCUGGUUCCGAUUGCAAGGCCGUGUACGAUGAGAUGGAAACGGAAUAUAUGGGUACUUCUCGGACUCUGGCGUAUCGACUACAGUUGGUUAAGAGCAGUCAGUGGAUUCUCCAUGGACAUCCGAAAACGAUUACCAGGCAUCUGGCGGUUACGAAUUCAAGAAAAACAAAAAGAAAUUCCAAAAAGACGAAGAAUUGUGGAUGAUUUGAUCCAGGCAUCCAACAACAAAGAAACGCAGCUGCAAGAAAUCCUCCUGAAAUUAAACAAAGAUGGGUCCUUUCGACAAUGCGAUGAGGGUUACGAAGAAGGAAAAUGGAUGUCGGGGAGAUGGGGUGUGCGAACCGUUUUGCAGGACGACGCCAACAAGAAUGAAACCACAAACUUUUAUCUUGCGGUAGACAGGCAAUAUUUCGGACCGCCUUAUGAUAGCCUAUUCAUCGGGGAAAUUUUGGGGGAAGGGGACAAGACAUCGAGCAAUAAAAAUGGCAACAACAAUGGCAACGAAACGACCAUGUCGGUCCAAGGCUCGAUUAGAAUUGGGAAAUUCCAAAUGCCCAAGACAGAUCCAUCCUUCUUUGACAAAGAUCCCAUUGUGACCAACGGGAACGCUACUGGAUCUUUUGUUUUGCAGCAAAUGUUGAGUUUUGCCUUACUCCUGUCCAAAGAAGAAUGCAUGAACGGCGACAGCAACGAUGGCAAUGACAAUUCAGCUGAUAGUUUCUGGGAUGAAUCUCCUGGACGAGACUCAGCAGCGGAUGACGAUGAAAACAGGCUCUCUGGAUGUGCCUUUGAAUGAGGAUGCUGUGGAGGCAGAUCGCACAUCGCAAGUUAUCGUGCCCAAGUAACUUUUGUAACAAUACGCGUCCAAGGUACCAAUGCGUGGAGGAUCACAGACCACUCCCUGGGUUCAUGUGCGCACCACGCUAAACUCUCGACGUGCGACGUUCGUUGGGUUCCUUGGCAGGGAUUGGCAAAGUGGCUAAGGUUGAGCGGUUCUCCACCUUUUGCUGGUUCUAGCUAGUCUAAGACGCGAAUCAGAAUCGAAUCCGCCGUGAUCUGUACCGGUACGGUAAAGGUAAAGGUAUCUGCUCUCUGUCUUGCGUGCUGGAUGCCCGCCGGUAACCGAGGUUCCAGAGAAUGAUUUUUCAAUCCAUGAAACGUGGAUACCUUUAUUCAAUUGAAUUUAAAAUUCAUGUUGGGGCAGCACAAUUACGGGUAUCCAUACUGAAACUACCUGUAGUAUUAUAUCUUAGCUCAGAAUCUUCCAUCAU
This is a messenger RNA of Seminavis robusta, 1448 nucleotides long. The record is from the annotation of a GenBank genome assembly. NCBI's taxonomy places the organism in Eukaryota, Bacillariophyta, Bacillariophyceae, Naviculales, Naviculaceae.